Molecule: messenger RNA, 1312 nt
Organism: Coffea eugenioides
Lineage: Eukaryota; Viridiplantae; Streptophyta; Magnoliopsida; Gentianales; Rubiaceae
Product: mediator of RNA polymerase II transcription subunit 13-like
Exons: 3
Coding region: 1-993 (330 amino acids)
Biological process (GO): regulation of transcription by RNA polymerase II
Cellular component (GO): mediator complex
Molecular function (GO): transcription coregulator activity
Source: RefSeq, a predicted model, not a curated record
AUGGUAGUUAUCACAGAUGAGUGGCAGAAAGCUCUAUAUGCAAUUGGUGGUUCAGAGGUGAAGAAGUGGUCUCUGCAGCUUAGACGUUCUGUUCCUGACGGGAUGCCUACCAAUAGUAAUGGAACUUCAAUGCAGCAACAAGAAAUGACUUUAUUACAAGAGAGAACACUUCCAUCUUCGCCUAGUCCUCUGUACAGUCCUCACUCAAAGUCUUCGACAUUCAUGAAAAGUGGUUUGGGACAACCUUCAAACAGAAAGCAACUGAUGGGAGGAGUGGAUAGCUCGAGAGGUUUGCUUCAGUGGGUGCAAAGUAUCAGUUUUAUCUCACUAUCAGUUGACCAUUCUCUACAGCUGGUCUUCCAGGCAGAUUCAUUAGCUUCUGGGUCAACUCAGAGCAAUGGUUUUCUAAACCAGCCAAGUUAUCUUGAAGGAUAUACUCCCGUAAGAUCCCUUGGUUUGACAUCUGCUUCCUAUGUUCUAAUUCCGUCACCCAGCAUACGUUUUCUCCCUCCUGCACCUCUUCAGCUCCCUACAUGCCUUACCGCUGAGUCCCCACCCCUAGCUCACCUUCUACACAGUAAAGGCUCUGCUAUUCCCCUUUGUACUGGUUUUGUGGUUUCAAAAGCUGUUCCGUCAAUGAGGAAAGAUUCUAGGAGCAUCUCGAAAGAAGAAUGGCCUUCUAUACUUUCCGUGAGUCUUGUUGAUUAUUAUGGAGGUAAUAACAUGGCCCAAGAUAAAAUUGUGAAGGGCAUGGGGAAAUUGGGAGGAAGGGGCUUAAGUUCAGAAGCUAGGGAAUUUGAAUUAGAGACUCAUCUAGUUCUCGAGUCUGUGGCAGCAGAACUUCAUGCUUUAUCAUGGAUGACCGUAAGUCCUGCAUACUUGGAAAGGAGAUCUGCAUUGCCAUUUCACUGCGACAUGGUUCUGAGACUUAGAAGGCUUCUUCACUUUGCUGAUAAGGAGUUAUCUCGACAGCCAGAGGAGUCACCGUCAUAGAAUCGAAGAGUUUUGGAUUACUGAGGUAUUUCCCAUGGUAACAUUCAGUUGUUUUCUAUUUGCUUGUGUCAAACUCAUAAUCCAUUUAGUGUUAAGAUGUGGCUUUUGCACAUAUGUUUGAAGCCUGUUAAGUAGUAGGUUUAUUCUUUCGCAUUUCUGAUGGUAGAGCAGACGGUCGGGUUAGAAAAAUUAGCUUUCAGUGUAAUACUAGGAGAGCAGAUGACAAACUUUGUAUAUAGUAUUUGGGACGACUGCAUUAGAAUUGUUCUUUUUGGUAGAUUUUAUAUUGAAUGUAUAAUGUCAUUGUGAAUUGUUUUCC